AUGCACGAAGCACUCUUUAGAGGGAAACAGGAGGAGAAGAGUAAGGUAUCUCAGCAGAUGGAGGCACAACCAACACAGGAGGAGGAUGCAAGAAAGGAUGUGACCCACAGGAGCAGAAGAAAAGCCAAGCCGAAAGCUCCUCUGCCUCCAUCUGAACGAAAAAGUGCUGAGUUUUCUUCCUUCAAUGAUUCAGAACUAACUAACUUCACCAUGGAACAGAAAGAGAAUAUCAUUGACAGAGACAUUGAGCUGUCUGUGGUGCUUCCAGGAGAUGUGAUCAAGACUACUUCUGUAAAUGGCAGCAAACCAAUGAUGGAUUUACUAAUAUACCUUUGUGCAAAAUACCGUUUAAAUCCUGCAAGCCAUACUAUAGACUUGAGGACAGCGGAGAAAAAAUCGAUCAAAUUCCAGCCAAACACACCCAUUGGAAUGCUUGAAGUAGACAAAGUGAUUCUAAAGCCAAAACAGAUGGAUAAGAAGAAGCCCACUCCUAUCAUUCCAGAGCAAACUGUGAGGGUGGUAAUUAAUUACAAAAAGACCCAGAAGACUAUUGUCAGAGUUAGCCCUCAUGCACCACUUCAAGAGCUCAUGCCAGUCAUCUGUAGCAAAUGUGACUUUGAUCCUUUACAUACCAUGUUGCUGAAAAGUUACCAAUCUCAGGAUGCUCUUGACUUGGAAAAGUCGCUGAAUGACCUUGGACUCAGAGAAUUGUAUGCUAUGGAUGUCAGCCGAGUCACACCAACUUCUGAAUUCCAUUUGUCAUCUUUACAAGACGCUUGUCAAAACUCUCAGAAUUUGGACAUUUUGAAGGAGAAAGAAAAUAAAGGGUUCUUCAGCUUUUUUCAGCGAAGUAAGAAGAAAAGAGAACAAACUGCCAGUGCUCCUGCAACUCCAUUGAUGAGUAAACCAAGGCAAACCUUUUUAAUAAGGUCCAGCACAGUUUCCAAACAAUAUGACUCAAAUACCAUCCCAUCAGAAAUGCCAAAAAAGCGACGUGCGCCCUUGCCUCCGAUGCCUCCGAUGCCGGCUUCUCAAAGUGCUCCCCAGGAUCUCUCACAAGCCCAGCACAGACCUGCAUCUUGUGUUGUGAAAUCUAGCAGUGUGGAGGAAACUGAUAAGGGGCUUUCAACAAUAGGAAGAGUGAGAACAGGUUCUCUUCAGCUGAGCGGCACGUCCUCUGUUAAUUCUUCCUUGAGACGGGCAAAGCGCAAAGCACCAUCCCCACCUUCCACAAAAGGCCAGAGUGACAACAGCAUCAUGACAGGAUCAGAUUCAGCAGAAUCAGUUCAGACAGAAGGAACUUUCAGAGGAAGACAUUCAGAAGUACCCUCUCCAACAGACAAAGUAGUUGAGCUAACCGGAACUUCAGCGCCACCCUCUGCCACGGGCUGCUUUGGGCCAGCCAGUCCUGAUCAAAACAGUGGGCACCAAACUUCAGAUACAGCUAAAGUUUGGGGUAACGCUGAUAUCCCUGAUGAAACUGAAGUGUUUCUUAAAUCUGACAUGGACUCUGAAUUUAGCCUUGAGGAGAUUGAUGAGAAGGAGGAGAUGCAUGAAGAGAGCACUGAUUCCUUUCUCAAGAUUCAAGAGGUUUUGACCCCCGGAACUGCUUCUGAUGUACCAUUCAGUCCUGGAAAAAACGAGUCUGCUUCAUUGGCAGCUUCAGAUUCUGAUAUUGCCACUAAAGGUGAUGGGCAAAUCUCCAGGGAAGAAAAAAAUGAAGAUACAACUGCAUAUGACAAAGCUCAGCACAGCCAGAGAGUGCGUGGGGAAGCUUCACAUGAGAAUGACAAAGCAUUGGAAGCACUGUGGCCCAACCAAAACAAUGAAAUAGGUCAAGAGGGUUCAAAACACUUUCCAGUGAUGACAGAAGAAAGCAAGAUUGACAUGGAAGAUAACAACAUGCUUGGAGCAGAAAGUUUCUCAAACUGCCAAACUUAUAAAAGUAAUGUCGAUCAGGAGCACAAUCCACAAGCACUUUUAGGGGGUCUGGAACAGUCCAACUUGGAGCCAGUAAAGACUCAAGAUAUUGCAAUUCAGACAACCCCACCUGCUGAUGGUUUUGUUCAGACUGAAUUGUGUGAGAGUACUGAUCCUCAGGGUAAUAAACAAAGCACUCACAAAGCGCUCCAUAUGCACAGUUCAGCUCUGGAGAAUCAACCCUCAGAGUUCAUACACAGGGUGCGCAAGAGUGUAGGAACUUUGACAGAGUUCAGCUAUCUGAAGAAACAAGCUAUGCAUGACACAGAAAAUCCCAGUGGCAAUCAAAAUGAUGUUUGUGCAAAUGAGGAUAACAUCCCACCACAGCGAGUUGUCCAAAGUCCUGUUACUUCUCCUACAAGGGGUUACCCGCUUUAUCAACAACACUCAAGCCCAAAGCCAAAGCCUUCUAAUGAGAUUACAAGAGACUAUAUACCCAAAAUUGGAAUGACUACCUAUAAAAUAGUGCCUCUGCCUCCAAAAUCUCUGGAAGUACUGAAUAGUUGGGAAUCAGACACAGUUGGGGAUCAGGAAGCAGCCUGUUUGCAUAUGUCUCCUAAGAAUGAGAAUUCCCAACAGUUUGGUACACAACCAGAAGUUUGCAAUACCUCAAAUCAAACAGGGCCUGAGCUAAGACAUGAAAUUGAGUUGCCGGAGAAUGAUCUCCUUCAUAAAACAUGCAGUGUUGGUGAUAAUGCCGUAGUUUCUCUCUCUAAUACCCAAGGCAAGAAAACAGGAGCAGAACAUUCCAAACCUAUUCCAGAUCAUGUAAUUGCUCCAUUGGUGCUAAGCACAGAAAAUAAAAGCUUUUCACCACCCGCAGUGCUUGAAAAACCAAGUAAAUUAAGUCCUACAGCAAAGCCAAGCACUUUUUAUUUGCAGAUGCAAAAGAGGGCAUCUACUCAUUACGUAACAUCGGCAAUUGCAAGAAGUAGUUCUGUUAGUAGCAUUACUCAAAAUGAAACUAAAGGUACGGUGGCAGAAAAGAAACCAGCGUCGCCAGAUCAGACAUCUUUUCCGUUUCCUAGAACAGUUAGUGUUCCUUCUCAGUCCGUUGAGGAAAAGGCCGAAAAUGGUCCCAAUGAGAACAAAACAGAAGUCUCCACUUCUCCCGUAAAACUGUCCACGCCUCUGAAUUCUCCCCCUGCCCAGCCUCCCUCAGUCAAGCUUAGAACUAUUAGGACCUUUCUUGUGCCACAGCCAUAUUCUAAGUCUAGGCCCUCCCCUUUUGCUCUUGCUGUAUCAUCAGCCGUUAAGAGAUCACAGUCAUUCAGUAACACAUGCACCAGUCCAAGCGGGUCCUUACAAGAGCAGUCCUCUUUUGACCUUCCUUCACCACCACCCGACGCUGAGAUAAAGAACCAUUCUCCUUUGCAAAGCCCAGUGAGCGAGUCACAGCGGAGCAUGGCAGAGAAGGACAACAGUUGUGCAAGCAGCGAGCAAAACCGACCGGCUCCCUCUUUAUCUGGCCCCCCAACAACUACUGUCUUUGAGAAAAGCACUGCGGUGACACACCAACGCCCUGACCCAGAACAGCUCCACCAGAGCUUGCUGGCUGCCAUCCGCUCUGGAGAAGCUGCUGCCAAAUUGAGAAGGGUUGGUCCUCCGUUAAAUACAGUUGCCAUCAAUGGGAGAUCCAGUCUUGAUUCGUCAGUGGCCAUAGAAGCAAAAUACAAUAAUCACUAGGAUUCCAUGCCAAAUACUUUGCACUUUAAUCACCACUUCUUAGACCUACUUCAAAGAUAACUGCGUAUUGCUGAAGAGUAUUUGUAAAUGCAGAGUUGUG
Messenger RNA from Euleptes europaea (tarantolino), 3766 nucleotides. It is a transcript of the gene COBLL1, whose product is annotated as cordon-bleu WH2 repeat protein like 1. Bases 1 to 3666 code for a protein of 1221 amino acids. Lineage: Eukaryota; Metazoa; Chordata; Lepidosauria; Squamata; Sphaerodactylidae. The record is from RefSeq and is a predicted model, not a curated record. The transcript is spliced from 15 exons. Gene Ontology annotation, molecular function: actin monomer binding.